AUUUCACAUAACCUCAAACUUUACGUUGAAACGUGCUUGUUUGUCAAUAAUUUCGUAGAAGUUUUUUUUGCAAAGGAAUCAUUCUUGGAAGCUAGCAACCAUGGCUUUGAAACGCCUUAAGACCAAACAAUCAAAACGUCUUCCUGCCCGACAAAAAUACAAAAUUUUGAAAAAGAUUCGCGAACAUAAGCGAAAAGUAAAGAAGGAAGCUAGAAAGCAACCGAAAGGUAAAGGUACCAAGCAAAAGUUGAUACAAAUACCGAACGUGUGCCCGUUCAAAGAGGACAUACUCAAAGAAGUGGAAGCCGCCAAGAAGUUACAAGAGGAAGAAAAGCUGAAACGACGCGAAUUGUUGAUGGAAAACCGAAAGCAGGAAUCUCGUAAAAAUAUGAUUGAGACAGCUGCCCAACGCGAUGCAAUCCACGAAGCACGAAACAUUGAUGGAAUCGAAGAGGAGAAUGAAUACAAAACUGAACAAACUGUCAAGGAGAACUCACUGAAGGCGUAUUUUAAAGAAUUUCGUAAAGUUAUCGAAGCGGCCGAUGUGAUUCUGGAAGUCGUUGAUGCCCGUGACCCGUUAGGUACUCGUUGUGCCGAAGUUCGGCAAUCUGUUGAAUCUGCUGGCGGAAAUAAGAGACUCGUUGUGGUUCUGAACAAAGCCGAUCUUGUGCCCAGAGACAAUUUGAACAAGUGGUUGAAAUACUUGAGAAGAACCGGUCCGGCUACUGUAUUCAAAGCGUCCACACAAGAUCAAAACAGCAGAUUGGGACGACGGAAACUAAAUCAGAGCCAGAGCGAAAAUGCUCUGAAGGGUUCGUCUUGCAUUGGUGCUGAGUUGCUGAUGUCAAUGUUAGCAAAUUAUUGUCGCAACAAAGGGAUUAAGACAUCUAUUCGAGUAGGGAUUGUUGGUAUACCGAAUGUUGGUAAAAGUUCGAUCAUUAACUCGUUGACAAGAGGCAAAGCCUGUAGUGUUGGCUGUACACCCGGUGUGACGAAAGUGAUGCAGGAAGUUGAGCUUGAUUCCAAAAUAAAACUCAUCGACUGCCCUGGAAUCGUUUUUCAACAGAGCAAGACACACGACAACGUUGCAGCAAAUGUGUUGAAAAAUGCCCAACGGGUUACAGACGUUAAGGAUCCGUUCACAAUUGCCGAAUCCAUUCUACAACGUGCGUCGAAAUCGUAUUUUUGCAAUCUGUAUGACAUCAAAGAAUACGACACACCCGAAGAGUUUUUCGCCAAAAAGGCAAUGCGAAUGGGUACGUUUGGCUGUUUGUGUCCUUGGGCGAUCGAAGCAAUUAAUUUAAUUCCUUUUGAUUCAGGUAAAUUCUUACGUGGUGGUGUACCAGAUGCGAUAUCAGCUGCCAGAGGACUGCUAAACGAUUGGAAUACCGGAAAAAUCAAAUAUUGCACACAACCGCCGGAAGACAGUACAUCGGUUCACAUUAGUGCCAGUAUAGUCUCAAGUGACGCGAAAGAAUUCGAAUUGGAUGCACUCGAUGCUAUGGAAACGGAUGUGAUGAACAAUUUUGCCGCAUCCAUCGAUAACAUAAUGGACUAUAAACCGGAAGUGGAUGUUUCCACGUUGAAAACACAGAUCAUUGAACCAAUCAAAGAUGAAGCAAUGGACGAACCACAGGCUAAACGGGGUAGACGAGAAGCACCAGAAGAACUUGAAGGCAAUCAAAAGCUGAACAAAAGCAUUAAGGAACAGCAGAAGAAAAAUAGGAAGCGCAAACAGAAGGCAGAGAAAAAAGUGGACAGUGUUGCUGAUGUUCUAGAAAACUUUACAUUCGGAAAGAGCGAUGAAGCUUAUGAUUUCGAUAAUGAUUAUGUUAUGUAAAGACAAUAAAGCCAAUUAACAUUUCAA
Messenger RNA from Bradysia coprophila, 1867 nucleotides. It is a transcript of the gene Ns1, whose product is annotated as Nucleostemin 1. NCBI's taxonomy places the organism in Eukaryota, Metazoa, Arthropoda, Insecta, Diptera, Sciaridae. The record is from RefSeq and is a predicted model, not a curated record. Gene Ontology annotation, molecular function: GTP binding. Gene Ontology annotation, cellular component: nucleolus.